AUGCCAAAAGAAACGAAAACGGCGGAUGACGAAGGGUGUUGUCGUUCGUCCAAUACUCACCAAGGAGUUCUCGCCAAGGGUCAGGUGGAUCUUAUUGACAUGCGAAGCAUGCAGAGUGGAUCCAAUAAGAAAUGGAUGAUGGUGUACCAGGACCACUUGACGAAGUUUUGCAUCCUUCGAGCCUUGACGUCUAAAAGAGCUGCAGGGGUCGCUUUUCAUUUACUGGACAUUUUUCUGCUCAAUGGUGCACGCGUUAUUCUAAAAAGCAACAACAGAUCCGAGUUCACUUCACAGGUCAUCACAGAGCUGAAGAAAGUUUGGCCAAACCUAAAAAUGGUGGAUGGUAAGCCUCGCCAUCCCCAAAGUCAGGGCUCGGUUGAGCGAGCAAAUGGUGAUAUUAAAGAUAUGCUCGUGGCUUGGAAGGCUGAUAAUGACUCACAGGACUGGCUUACGGGCAUCAAAUUUGUUCACUUCCAGAAAAAUAGUUCUCUUCAUUCCGGGACAAAGUGCUCUCCAUAUUCCGCAAUGUUUGGCUGUGAAGCUCGUGUUGGACUUACUACUUCGUCUUUGCCGGAGGAAGUGAUUGCUCGGAUAGAGACUGAAGAAGAUUUUCUUGCCGUCAAUGAAAAUCCUCUCUCUCUCUCCCUAACUGAUGGAGCGGCAAACCAGAUCCAAACUGCAAGCGACGAAACACCAACAGUUAGUGUGACAGACGGUGUUCUACUUCCAGUCCAACUUGAAAGCACAUCAGCACAAGACAUCGAUCUAUCCACAGGACCUUCAUUGCCCACAGCAACACCAUCAGUCUACGAUGUUGACUGUCCUGGUUCUUAUGGACAAUCGGAAGACCAUGUGACGUCUCUCUUACCCUCUCCAUCUGACAGUCCUGGUCCCCUGCUAAAAACCUUAGGGUAG
Aplysia californica (California sea hare) is the source of this 915-nucleotide messenger RNA. Its product is annotated as KRAB-A domain-containing protein 2-like. Bases 1 to 915 code for a protein of 304 amino acids. NCBI's taxonomy places the organism in Eukaryota, Metazoa, Mollusca, Gastropoda, Aplysiida, Aplysiidae. Gene Ontology annotation, molecular function: nucleic acid binding. Gene Ontology annotation, biological process: DNA integration. The record is from RefSeq and is a predicted model, not a curated record. The transcript has a single exon.